Anisakis simplex (herring worm) is the source of this 993-nucleotide messenger RNA. Lineage: Eukaryota; Metazoa; Nematoda; Chromadorea; Rhabditida; Anisakidae. The record is from the annotation of a GenBank genome assembly.
AUGAACCCUUCGGUGUUGGUCACUGCCAUACGAAGACCAAUCGUUAAUAGUUGUAUCAUAGCUGAGCCACCAACGGACGUUCAUCUAUUGAAUGACCUAUUGAAAGAGGGUGACAAGAGGCGUGUUGCCCCCAAAACUCGUGUGCUUCGUCCUCAGCCGAAGUUACGUGAACAGGAACUGUGUGGUCCGCGGGGAAUUAUGUCCUUGAAGAAAAUGUUCGACGGGUACAAACCCAAUCCAAAGAAAAAUCCCUAUGAAAAACUGGCGGACGUGAUGAACAAAAUUGAAUAUUGGGCGCAUUUACUACAUCCGAAAAUGAAAUUUGAAGAUGUCAUUGAUUCGAUUGAAACACUUGGUGGCAAGAGAGCGGUCAAGGUUCGUCUUGAUAUGUCUAUCAUUUCAUCUUAUCGUUUCCAGUUGAUCAGCUCUUUAGACAUUCUGUUCGGUCUCUUUCAGACAUAUAUGGAAAAGAUGAGAAUGGAUAUGCCAUUAACAGAUGAAGAUUUCGCAUCAAUAUCGAAUCCAGAUGGUGCUUCGCCAUCGAAGACGCGUGAAGAAGGAGAAGAAGAUGCUACCGCAGCUAUUGAGCCUAGUGGUACUAGUGCAGUUGUCACAAAUCCACCCGAUGAGGACUAUGAUGAUUUUAUCGAUGAUUUCUACACUGAGCCUAGUAGCUCAGUGAAUGCGUUUGAAACUCCACAAACGCAAAAUGUUUCUUUUCAGCAGUCUGUUGAGUUGACCGAAGCUCAACGUGAACGUAUUGCUGCAAAUAAACGAAGAGCUGAAGAACUUCGGGCAAAACGUGAAGCGAUGCUGAAACAGAUUGAACAAGGCACUUCGAAUGAGAAGCACGAAGACGUGCAGCCGCCUCAAACUAACCUCCAAACCGGUUCAUCCACCGAAGAAACGUCGCAAAUUGUGUCCACAACUGAGAUGUCAACAGAUAUGAUGGAUGAUAGCGAUGCAAUGGACUAUAUCUUUUCGACCGACUGA